Molecule: messenger RNA, 703 nt
Organism: Carassius gibelio (silver crucian carp)
Lineage: Eukaryota; Metazoa; Chordata; Actinopteri; Cypriniformes; Cyprinidae
Exons: 5
Coding region: 59-703 (214 amino acids)
Biological process (GO): cell-matrix adhesion
Cellular component (GO): cell surface
Source: RefSeq, a predicted model, not a curated record
UCUGAAGUUCCUUUGCUUGGCUCCUGCGAGCUCCUUCCUUCAGCUGAGUCUGGAGCAGAUGAAGAACAUCUCAUCCAGUGUCCAUCAGAACUGCAUCGACAUCCUUCCUGAAGUGUCUGCGGCUCUGGCCAGUAACGCGCCGGUUCUGACGCUGGAUACCAUCACGGCUCUGGGUCAGUCGUCCACAGGUUUGAGCACGGCUCAGAUCAGCGGCACUGGAGGGAAUGUGCUGCUCAAUGCACUCUCCGUGCUCAGACUAGUUCAGGGCUGGAACCUCGAUCAGGCCAUGAUGAUCAUCCAAACCCUGCUGUCGUCUGGAGUUUACCAGAUAAACAGUGCAGCCAGCCUGCAGAACUUGGGUUCACUGAUCAUCGGUGUUCAAUCAUCAAUCUUUAACCUAAUCUCAGGAAAUAUCUUCAUUGAGGCAAUGAAAUCUGAAUUGUUCGUGACCAACGUCUUCAGCGCACCUGUGAUCGUCCAGCAGACCAUCGUCAGCCAGAUCAUCACGGUCAACAGCUCGUCUGAUGCCGUCAUCACAAACGUUCCUGACCUCCUGGCCACAGAAAUCCCACGUGUUUUCCUGCAGGAUGUGUCACAGUCCUCCGCGGCAGCACAGACGGUCAACCAGAAGAAAUGGAAACAGGAGCAGGCCGUUUUGAUCUUUGAAAACGUCGCUGCACAGUUCAGCAACCCAGAUGAGUGA